AUGGCUUAUCAACUUACGAAAAAAGACCUCAGAGGAACAUUUGAGGAUUCGGCUACCAUUGUGGCCGCCAAAAACCCGAACCCAGCCGUCCUGGAAGCUCUGUUAAAACGUUAUUUUACUCACCUUGAGUCCGUACCUACUGGUCGUGAGGACCGAGCCUUAAAACAAUGGUCCCCCAAUGCCAAUACCAUGGGCGCUAUAUACGGUACGUACGAUUCUCCAUUGACUGUCGCCAUUCGAGCAAAUAUACCUGAGAAUGUCCGGGCACUGCUAGCCGCCGGCGCAGACCCUACAGGCAUUACGCUGCAAGAUUUGUCUGACUAUGCUGUGCGAUUUAUUCGUGGCCGGGACGCUAAAACUGACAUGUCGAGUUUCGCUCUCUGUCCUCCGCGGGAACAAAUACUAGCGGUGACAGAGGCCAAAGGAAUCACCCGGCAGACCCAGCCCUUGACCCAGGCCGAAUUUGAUGAGCGGAGCAAAGGGUUCCCACGCUUUUGGACGGAGCCGAAUGUUCCUGGUCAGCGAUUGCGACUAUCAAAAGCCCUCACGGGAUUAGAUGUGGCUGCUGGGCUUGGAAAUGAGAAUCCUUUUAGUCUGGUUCGCAACGCAGGAGCAGAUGAAUCUGCCUCGCUAAUGCACCUCCUCCAGCACCCAGACCUCGAUCAACACCUACGCUCUCCUAUUUUCGGGAUUCACCCGCUCCACUUGGCGGUUGCCCGUCACGAUCCGGACCUCCUAUCCCGCCUACCUAUUCCACUCCCUACCGCAGGGACCACGGCGUUAGGACUCAACCUACUCCACAUCGCACCUCUCACCUUGACUGAGAAUAUCAACAAGAAAAAUCCAGAUUCUGUUCAGAGUAUUCACUGCGCCCGCACUCUUGACUCCAACUGGCUAUCGCAUGCAUUCCCCAGCCCCAUACACUUAGACCCGAAGGGAAGGCUUGGUUAUGGGCUUGUGAGGCCGAUUCCAGGUCAAUAUAUCGAGCCAACAAUACCGCUCACCUCAAUGGAACAAGAGGCCCAGCUUAGUACCUUGCACCUUCUUGUACGGGUCAUGGGCGUCAAUGUGCGUGCACAAGACGCCGAUGGAAAUACUGCUUUGCAUUACCUGGCUGCCACGAUGAAUGUAGAUCCUAGGGCUUUGCAGUUGCUUAGAGAUAUGGAAGGUGGUGAGGCUUACAAUAACAGCAGAAACCGAGUGGGCCUGACGCCGCAUUCCCUCUGGGAAAGUAACAACGAGGCAUGA
Molecule: messenger RNA, 1248 nt
Organism: Penicillium expansum
Lineage: Eukaryota; Fungi; Ascomycota; Eurotiomycetes; Eurotiales; Aspergillaceae
Exons: 2
Coding region: 1-1248 (415 amino acids)
Source: RefSeq, a predicted model, not a curated record